Molecule: messenger RNA, 3653 nt
Organism: Ictalurus punctatus (channel catfish)
Lineage: Eukaryota; Metazoa; Chordata; Actinopteri; Siluriformes; Ictaluridae
Gene: mapk14b
Product: mitogen-activated protein kinase 14b
Exons: 12
Coding region: 429-1514 (361 amino acids)
Biological process (GO): intracellular signal transduction; protein phosphorylation
Cellular component (GO): nucleus; cytoplasm
Molecular function (GO): ATP binding; MAP kinase activity
Source: RefSeq, a predicted model, not a curated record
AUGUAGCGAUAAUGUAGCAUUAGUUAGUUGUGCGUUAGUUGUGUCAAUGGUUUUAGCUAGAAAACCCUAGGUUGCGAAUUUUCACCAAAGCUGAAAUGUUGAAAACGCUAUGCACAGCAUGACUCAUUUGCUUAUUGAACGCGGCACCGAAUGAAGAACACUCUCCCCCAGUAAGCAGCUUCACACAGAGAAGAGCUUCACGCGCAGCGACUUCGCAGGCGGAUCAGCGCGAGCUUGACUCUGCGAUUACAAACUGCACCUGCAGCAGAGAUCCAUGCACUGAUAUUGAUUUGUGGAGCUGCUGUUGUUUUUGAGUCUUCGGUUCCAGAAGCGAAAGCCAGCGGAGAGGGGAGGGGGGGAGCAGAAGUUUCUCAGCCGGACUGAGCUCGCGUUGUUGGGAGAGGAAGGGGGGCCGAGGAUCGGCAGGAAUGUCCCAGAAGCAGAGACCCGCUUUCUACCGACAGGAGCUUAACAAAACCAUAUGGGAGGUACCUGAGAGGUACCAGAACCUCGCUCCGGUCGGUUCGGGCGCUUACGGAUCUGUGUGCUCAUCGUAUGACGUAAAGACGGGCCUGAAGGUCGCUGUGAAGAAGCUGUCGCGACCUUUCCAGUCCAUCAUCCACGCCAAGCGCACUUACCGAGAACUGCGGCUGCUCAAGCACAUGAAGCACGAGAAUGUGAUUGGCCUGUUGGAUGUGUUCACUCCUGCCACCACCCUCGAGGAAUUUACAGACGUGUACCUGGUGACUCACCUAAUGGGUGCCGACCUCAACAACAUCGUCAAAUGCCAGAAGCUAACAGAUGACCACGUCCAGUUCCUCAUCUAUCAGAUUUUGCGUGGACUAAAGUACAUUCAUUCAGCAGACAUCAUCCACAGAGACCUGAAGCCCAGUAACCUGGCUGUAAAUGAAGACUGUGAGCUUAAGAUCCUGGACUUUGGCCUGGCGAGACAUACGGACGACGAGAUGACGGGCUACGUGGCCACGCGAUGGUAUCGUGCGCCUGAGAUCAUGCUCAACUGGAUGCACUACAACAUGACAGUGGACAUCUGGUCUGUGGGCUGCAUCAUGGCUGAGCUUCUCACUGGACGGACUCUGUUUCCUGGCACUGAUCAUAUUGAUCAGUUGAAGCUUAUCAUGCUGCUCGUCGGAACUCCAGGGCCCGAGCUCUUGAUGAAAAUAUCUUCGGAGUCUGCCAGAAACUACAUAAAUAGUUUGGCGCACAUGCCAAAGAGGAAUUUUGCAGAUGUAUUCAUUGGUGCCAACCCAUUAGCCGUGGACCUGCUGGAGAAGAUGCUGGUUUUGGACACGGAUACACGGAUCACGGCCUCAGAGGCACUGGCCCACCCGUACUUCGCGCAGUACCACGACCCCGACGACGAGCCCGAGGCUGAGCCGUACGACCAGAGCUUCGAGAGCCGAGAGCUGGACAUCGAGGAGUGGAAAAGGCUGACGUAUGAGGAAGUCCUGAGCUUUGAGCCCCCCAUGUUUGAUGGAGAUGAGAUGGAGUCAUGAGUCUGUCCUUACUUACCUCCUGGAGUGACAGAAGCUGCCUCAUAACUAUAUUUCAACAGGAACACACACAAACACACAGCGUGACAUUAAAGUAACAGUCUGACCAAAAACUGUUAAUGCUCAUCAUGAAUGGGAGCUGAGGCCUUGAAUUAGCAUCAUGCAAAUAGGACUGUGCUGAUUGGGGGCCACUGGGUUCCCUUAGUGGUUUAGGGGCAUUAGCAGAGUUUGGUUACAUUGCUCCUUUAAGGUGCCUGUGCCUUCAUUCAGUACUGGCUUCGCUAUUAUCAGAGACUAUUUACAGGUGGAGGAAAACGCAAAAACACGUACACACCCCUCUCCGCUAUGGACACUGAGAAUGUAGAGUAUUACUGAGUAAUAUUUUUUUUUUCUCUGUUGCUGUUGUUGGUUGUCUCUUUCUGUCCAUUUUCACUUUUUAAAUGUCAUUUUUAAAAUGCUAGUAGAAUUUUCAUGAGAAAGAAUAUUAUUUAAUUUUGAGGGGGAGGGUGUUUGGGGGAAAUAAAAUAGCAAUCAUAUCUGUUUACUACUAUCAAACUUUUUGGCCUGUAGUUUAUUUGCAAAAAGUACGGUCCCUGCUUUGAGCCGCUACAGUAAUAAUGGCCAUGAGGCCUUCUUAAACGCAACCCGUUAGUGUUUUUAGAGCUGUAAAUAAAACAUUACGCUUGUAAAUAAACGAGAUUGUGCAGCAGGAGAGUUAGUUUUAAGGAGCUCCAUCGGCUGAAGGAGAAGGAAUCACGAAUUGAAUCAGACAGUGAAUGUAAAAUAGAUCAUAUGUUAAUGCAGGAUAAGUUCAUGUCUGUGUAUCAGCGCUCUCCCUUUAUCUCUUAACCCCAAAGUUUAUCCGGCAUAGGAAUCCCUGCGGACUCCAGGUGAUUGAUGUUUUUGCUCCUUACCAGCUCCAGGCACAACCAUUCCAUGUGUUUAGUGCCCUUGAUUGAUUGAUUGAUUGAUUCAGGCACAUUUUGAGCUGGAUGGGAACAAAAAUGUGGAGCGUCUAGGGGUUUUUGGGAAACACCAUGCAACUGCCAUACGUUUUGUUCUUCCAAAUUGUAGCAAAUAUAUCUUAAGUAGUGCCAGAUAAGCAAAAGAAUGUCUGACUUCCUUGGCUUGUUCGUGGGAUUUUGCUAUUUAUAAAUAUGAAAAUUCACCAGAAAUUUGAAACGCGUCAUGUAUUUGUUUUUCUUGCGCCAUCUUUAGAUGAAAUGUACACCUGAGCGCCUGUCUUAUAUACAUCCUGGCCCUUUGGCCUCUUUUUUUUUUGUGCUCUAUCUUAUUAUUUAUAGUUUUUUUUUUCUCUCAAAAUGUUGCAUUUAAACAUAACACUGCUCAGUCAGUCAAAUGGAUGAAUCACACUGUGUCGAGUGUUAAGGGAGUCAUAGCGGAUUGCUCCAGUAUGAUCGUGUCUCCAGGUGUCCGGUAAUGUUAUAAUCCUCCAUCAGGGUGCCUUUUUCUCACAAACCUGAUGAUUCUCCUUUGCCGGUGUUUUUUUGAACAGGUCUUGAGGUGCUGCUCGAGACCGUGUCAAUCUGAGCCAAAAUCUGAGUGUGAUCCCAUUUUAGCACAGAAGACCAACUCCGAGAAUGUGGGUACAUCCCAAACCCUGUACUACUCCACUAAAUAGGAUAAGACACACAUACCUGCAUACAUGCAAGUGGCAUACUAUUUUGAUAUUCCAGUUAACGGGGUUUGGGACGCAGACUUUUCUUUCUUUCUUUCUUUCUUUCUUUCUUUUUUUUUUUUUUGAACACAGUAAACCGUGCCAGCAUCUAACUUAUUAUAUUAGUAAUAUUUGUUAAGAUUAUUUUGAGUGUGUUUUCCAUGGUGUAUAUUAUUAAUUACAUUCUGCAAUAUUCUGUUUUGAGCAUGAUUUCGCAAUGCGUGAGGAAAUGUAAGGCUGUUUUUGUAUUUGUAUGUUUACAAUAGUUCAUUAAAAAUCACAGAAAUGGACAGUCAUACACCAAGUUAUCCAUAAAUGUAGUUGUUUUCAUGUGGUCUGUUUGUAAUACAAAAGGAAAGACACUUGGGUCCUUUUGUACCACUUGGCUAAUUCAUCAGUGCAAGCAGCUCACAACCUGUAAACCACUGGUAGUCACAAUAAAGGCAAUUAUUACUAUUUUUCAA